Molecule: messenger RNA, 603 nt
Organism: Talaromyces marneffei
Lineage: Eukaryota; Fungi; Ascomycota; Eurotiomycetes; Eurotiales; Trichocomaceae
Exons: 3
Coding region: 1-603 (200 amino acids)
Source: RefSeq, a predicted model, not a curated record
AUGUUGCUCGAUGAAGAUCCUGCUACUCUUAUCCAACACACAAUCGGAAACUUCAAUAUCAACCCCGACAAACUCGCUGUGACCCGAAUCAAUGAAUCCUUGACGACCCUUCAGCAAUCGCGUGACUUGCGCAUUCGCGAAGCAGAAACUGCUCUCCGAAAAUUAUCCCGCAACCUGAAAUCCCUAGAAACCAACUAUGAAGAGACCGUGGCCGCGCACGAUCCGGCCCGUCACGCCCAGGAGAUUCUCGAACUCGAUGCGCAAAAGUUCCGUAUCGCAAAGGCCGCAUCCGAUUUGGAGAUUGAGUCCGAACGUUUGGAGGGAGAUUUGGAGAUGUUGAAAGAACGGUUGGCGGAGCUCGAAGCACAGGGUCUGGAGGGUGAUGAAACUGUACGCCGAGAGAGGGAGGCUGAUGAUGCUACUAUAUUGCGACUUAAGGUCUAUCGUUCUCUCGGCAUUGACGUUGAAGCCGACGACGCUGGAAAUUACAACAAGGCUAUUAUCCGAAAUAGUCGCAAGGGGGAUGUUCAUGUGGUCAACAUCGAUCCGAAAUUCUCUCGAUUUUUCUAUGCGAACUAUUUUUGGCAGACUAUGCAAGGUUAA